GGGAUAUUGGUCAUUGAAAAGCGCGCCUCUGUGUCAGUCACAAUCCCCCUUGCAUUACCAGUUCCAGCUGUAAAUAAUGAAUUUUUCAAAUGUACCGAAAGAACUCUCCCAUCUGAACGUGUUCUUAAGAUGUGCUUCGGAUCACUCGGCGAAAGACCCCACUAUCACAUACUACUGUCUCCUGCAUGCAUUUCAAAAAGGUUUAAGUAUGAUUCAAAAAUCACCCCCUAUCAAGGCAUUUUUGACAACUCUCAUGGAUAAGUUAGAAGAAUUAAAGAGGAGUAAUUCAAACUGUGAAGAAAUUGCGAAUGAAACUGUUGGGAUUCCUUAUGUUGAACAGUAUGCCCUCAAGUUGUUUGAUGCUGCUUACCAGAGGGAUAUAAACUCCGACUUCGGACCUGCUACUGUAAAACUAUUUCUUUCAGCUGCUACACUCUUAGACGUUGUUUCUGGAGUUGGAGAAGUAGGUGAUGAUAUCGAAAAGACCAGGAAGUAUGCCAAAUGGAAGGCCGUUUACAUCAGCAAAUGCUUGAAAUCUGGCGAAGUUCCAGUAGGUGGUCCUAGUGCUAACACUGAAGCUGCCUACACCCCAAGACUUUGUUGCAUAUCAGUAGAUUUUCUUGAUUGCUUGUAAGGGAACCUUAUUUGACACUCAUUUACUUUUUGUGUCUAAACCGUAGUAGUUUCAUUUUUGUAACGGAACUCAUGCUCUUUAGUUGGUCCAGAUACAAAAGCGCUACUCUUUAACCUAUUUCAAUAACAUUAUAUGUGACGUGUACUAGUUGUGAUUACAGCUUUUCAGUUUUCUAACUCAAACCAACUGGUUUUUACUAAAGAAUUCGUUUUCUCUGCCUGUUGAACAAUUUUUAUAUGUGACAUUCUGAUGGCAUUCACUAGCUUUCUUGAGUAUACAUAAGAAUAAAUAAUUUGUACUAGUAGUUUGUGUGUCUAGUUUCAUAUAUUUAAAUAACUGCGUAUUAAAAUUCAUACCCAUUUGAAUUAUGCACGUGCAUAAAUAUUCAAAGGUAAUUUCCAUCACUAAUGGACGUAUUUUAGAGAAAUUCUCGAAACCUGGGAGCACUAAACAGUGGAUUUCUUUCGGUUUAAAACUAUUCAGCAAUAUGUUACCGUAAUCCUACUCUGAAUCUGUCCCUUAACCAUGAGGCUUUACAGCAAAAUGGGGAACCAUAAUUCAUUGGUUUAUAUUUUCAUGUUCAAUCAAUUUGUACAAUAGCUCAAUCUUCAUCUAAUGUCAUCAGGGAGUCUCUGUUUUUUCAUAGUUCAGUUGACCUCAUAGAUCGCAGUCCCACAU
Molecule: messenger RNA, 1312 nt
Organism: Schistosoma guineensis
Lineage: Eukaryota; Metazoa; Platyhelminthes; Trematoda; Strigeidida; Schistosomatidae
Source: the annotation of a GenBank genome assembly